UCUGUUUUGUAUUUGAUUGUUACGUUAGUGAUUAGCGCACGCUCUGUUUUGUAUUUGAUUGUUACGUUACUGAUAAGCGCACGCUCUGUUUUGUAUUCGAUUGUUACGUUAGUGAUAAGCGCAAGCUCUGUUUUGUAUUUGAUUGUUACGUUACUGAUAAGCGCACGCUCUGUUUUGUAUUUGAUUGUUACGUUAGUGAUAAGUGCAAGGUAUGUUUGGUAUUCGAUUAUUACGUUUGUGAUAAGCGCAAGCUCUAUUUUGUAUUCGAUUGUUACGUUAGUCAUAAGCGCAAGUUCUGUUUUGUAUUUGAUUGAUACGUUAGUGAUAAACGCAAGCUCUGUGUUGUAUUCGAUUGCUACGUUAGUGAUAAGCGCAAGCUCUGUUUUGUAUUCGAUUGCUACAUUAGUGAUAAGCGGAACUUGUGUUCUGUAUUUGAUUGUUACGUUAGUCAUAAGCGCAGCCUCUCUUUUGUAUUCGAUUGUUAGGUUAGUAAUAAGCGCAAGCAGAGUUUUGUAUUCGGUAGUUACGUAAGUGAUAAACACACGCUCUGUUUUGUAUUUGAUUAUUACGUUAGUGAUAAGAGCAAGCUCUGUUUCUUAUUCGAUUGUUACGUUAGUGAUAAGCGCAAGCUCUGUUUUGUAUUUGAUUGUUACGUUAGUGAUAAGCGCAGCCUCUGUUUUGAAUUUGAUUCUUAGGUUUGUGAUAAGCGCAAGAUGCUUUGUAUUCGAUUGUUACGUUAGUGAUAAGCGCAAGCUUGUUUUGUAUUCGAUUGUUACGUUAGUGAUAAGCGCACGCUCUUUUUUGUGUUUGAUUGUUACGUUAGCGGUAAGCGCAAGUUCUGUUUUGUAUUCGAUUGUUACGUUAGUGAUAAGGAAACACUCUGUUUUGUAUUUGAUUGUUACGUUAGUGAUAAGCGCAACCUCUGUUUUGUAUUUCAUUGUUACGUAAGUGAUAAGCGCACGCUCUGCUUUGUAUUUGAUCGUUACGUUAGUGAUAAGCGGACGCCCUGUUUCGUAUUUGAUUAUUACGUUAGUGAUAAGCGCAGGCUCUGUUUUGUAUUUGAUUGUUACGUUAGUGAUAAGCGCAAGCUCUGUUUUGUAUUCGAUUCUUACGUUAGUGAUAAGCGCACGCUCUGUUUUGUAUUUGAUUGUGACGUUAGUGAUAAGCGCAAGCUCUGUUUUGUAUUCGAUUGUUACGUUAGUGAUAAGUGCAAGCUCUGUUUUGUAUUUGAUUGUCACGUUAGUGAUGAGUGCAAGCUCUGUUUUGUAUUCGAUUAUUACGUUAGUCAUAAGCGCAAGUUCUCUUUUGUAUUUGAUUGUUACGUUAGUGAUAAGCGCAACCUAUGCUUGGUAUUCGAUUCUUACGUUAGUGAUAAGCGCAAGCUCUGUUUUGUAUUCGAUUAUUACGUUAGUCAUAAUCGCAAGUUCUGUUUUGUAUUUGAUUGUUACGUUAGUGAUAAGCGCAAGCUCUGUUUUGUAUUCGAUCGUUAAGUUAGUGAUAACCGCAAGGACUGUUUAGUGUUCGAUUGUUACAUUAGUGAUAAGCGCAAGCUCUGUUUUGUAUUCGAUUGUUACGUUAGUGAUAACCGCAACCUCUGUUUUGUAUUGUGUUUUGUAUUUGAUUGUGACGUUAGUGAUAAGCGCAAGCUCUGUUUAGAAUUCGAUUGUUAGGUUAGUGAUAAGCGCACGCUCUUUUUAAUAUUUGAUUGUUACGCUAGUGAUAAGCGUAAGCUUGUUUUGUAUUCGAUUGUUACGUUAGUGAUAACCGCAACCUCUGUUUUGUAUUGUGUUUUAUAUUUGAUUGUUACGUUACUGAUAAGCGCAACCUCAGUUUAGCAUUCGAUUGUUAGGUUAGUGAUAAGCGCACGCUCUUUUUAAUAUUUGAUUGUUACGCUAGUGAUAAGCGUAAGCUUGUUUUGUAUUCGAUUGUUACGUUACUGAUAAGCGCAAGCUCUGUUUUGUAUUUGAUUGUUACGUUAGUGAUAACCGCACGCUCUGUUUUGUAUUCGAUUGUUACGUUAGUGAUAAGCGCAAGCUCUGUUUUGUAUUUGAUUCCUACGUUAGUGAAAAGCGCAAGCUCUGUUUUGUAUUUGAUUGUUAAAUUAGUGAUAAGCGGAAGCUCUGUUUUGUAUUCGAUUGUUACGUUAGUGAUGAGCGCAAACUCUGUUUUGUAUUUGAUUGUUACGUUAGUAAUAAGCGCACGCUCUGUUUUGUAUUUGAUUGUUACGUUAGUGAUAAGCGCACGCUCUGUUUUGCAUUCGAUUGUUGCGUUAGUGAUAAGCGCAACCUCUGUUUUGUAUUCGAUUGUUACGUUAGUGAUAAGCUCAAACUGCUUUGUAUUCGAUUGUUACGUUAGUGAUAAGCCCAAGCUUGUUUUGUAUUCGAUUGUUACGUUAGUGAUAAGCGCACGCUCUGUUUUGUAUUUGAUUGUUACGUUAGUGGUAAGCGCACGCUCUGUUUUGUAUUCGAUUGUUACGUUAGUGAUAAGCGGAAGCUCUGUUUAAUAUUUGAUUCUUACCUUACUGAUAACCGCACGCUCUGUUUUGUAUUUGAUUGUUACGUUAGUCAUAAGCGCAAGUUCUGUUUUGUAUUUGAUUGUUACGUUAGUGAUAAGCACAAGCUCUGUUUUGUAUUCGAUUGUUACGUUAGUGAUAAGCGCAAGCUCUGUUUUGUAUUUGAUUGUUACGUUAGUGAAAAGCGCAAGCUCUGUUUUGUAUUUGAUUGUUAAAUUAGUGAUAAGCGGAAGCUCUGUUUUGUAUUCGAUUGUUACGUUAGUGAUGAGCGCAAACUCUGUUUUGUAUUUGAUUGUUACGCUAGCAAUAAGCGCACGCUCUGUUUUGUAUUUGAUUGUUACGUUAGUGAUAAGCGCACGCUCUGUUUUGUAUUCGAUUGUUACGUUAGUGAUAAGCGCAAGCUCUGUUUUGUAUUCGAUUGUUACGUUAGUGAUAAGCGCAAGCUUUGUUUUAUAUUCGAUUCUUACGUUAGUGAUAAGCGCAAGCUCUGUUUUGUAUUUGAUUGUUACGUUAGUGAUAAGCGGAAGCUCUGUUUUGUAUUCGACUGUUACGUUAGUGAUAAGGGGAAGCACUGUUUUGUGGUCGACUGUUACAUUGGUGAUAAGAGAAAGCUUUGUUUUGUAUUCGAUUGUUACGUUAGUGAUAAGCCCACGCCCUGUUCUGUAUUUGAUUAUUAAGUUAGUGGUAAGCGCAAGUUCUGUUUUGUAUUCGAUUGUUACGUUAGUGAUAAGCACACACUCUGUUUUGUAUUUGAUUGUUAAGUUAGUGAUAAGCGCACGCUCUGUUUUGUAUUUAAUUGUUAGGUUAGUGAUAAGCGGAAGCUUUGUUUUGUAUUUGAUUGUUACGUUAGUGAAGAGCGCAAGCUCUGUUUUGUAUUCGAUUAUUACGUUAGUCAUAAGCGCAAGUUCUGUUUUGUAUUUGAUUGUUACGUUAGUGAUAAGCGCACGCUCUGUUUUGUAUUCGAUUAUUACGUUAGUCAUAACCGCAAGUUCUGUUUUGUAUUUGAUUGUUACGUUAGUGAUAAGCGCAAGCUCUGUUUUGUAUUCGAUCGUUAAGUUAGUGAUAACCGCAAGGACUGUUUUGUGUUCGAUUGUUACAUUAGUGAUAAGCGCAAGCUCUGUUUUGUAUUCGAUUGUUACGUUAGUGAUAACCGCAACCUCUGUUUUGUAUUGUGUUUUGUAUUUGAUUGUGACGUUAGUGAUAAGCGCAAGCUCUGUUUUGUAUUCGAUCGUUAAGUUAGUGAUAACCGCAAGGACUGUUUUGUGUUCGAUUGUUACAUUAGUGAUAAGCGCAAGCUCUGUUUUGUAUUCGAUUGUUACGUUAGUGAUAAUCGCAACCUCUUUUUUGUAUUGUGUUUUGUAUUUGAUUGUGACGUUAGUGAUAAGCGCAAGCUCUGUUUUGUAUUCGAUUGUUACGUUAGUAAUAAGCGCAAGCAAAGUUUUGUAUUCGAUAGUUACGUAAGUCAUAAACGCACGCUGUGUUUUGUAUUUGAUUGUUACGUUAGUGGUAAGCGCACGCUCUUUUUUGUAUUCGAUUGUUAAGUUAGUGAUAAGCGCACGCUCUGUUUUGUCUUUGAUUGUUACGUUAGUGAUAAGCGCAAGCUCUGUUUUGUAUUUGAUUGUUACGUAAGUGACAAGCCCAAGCUCUGUUUUGUAUUCGAUUGUUACGUUACUGAUAAGCGCAAGCUCUGUUUUGUAUUCGAUUGUUACGUUAGUGAUAAGCGCACGCUCUGUUUAAUAUUUGAUUGUUACGCUAGUGAUAAGCGCAAGCUUGUUUUGUAUUCGAUUGUUACGUUACUGAUAAGCGCAAGCUCUGUUUUGUAUUUGAUUGUUACGUUAGUGAUAACCGCACGCUCGGUUUUGUAUUCGAUUGUUACGUUAGUGAUAAGCGCAAGCUCUGUUGUGUAUUUGAUUCCUACGUUAGUGAAAAGCACAAGCUCUGUUUUGUAUUUGAUUGUUAAAUUAGUGAUAAGCGGAAGCUCUGUUUUGUAUUCGAUUGUUACGUUAGUGAUGAGCGCAAACUCUGUUUUGUAUUUGAUUGUUACGUUAGUAAUAAGCGCACGCUCUGUUUUGUAUUUGAUUGUUAUGUUAGUGAUAAGCGCACGCUCUGUUUUGUAUUUGAUUGUUGCGUUAGUGAUAAGCGCAAGCUCUGUUUUGUAUUCGAUUGUUACGUUAGUGAUAAGCCCAAGCUUGUUUUGUAUUCGAUUGUUACGUUAGUGAUAAGCGCACGCUCUGUUUUGUAUUUGAUUGUUACGUUAGUGGUAAGCGCACGCUCUGUUUUGUAUUCGAUUGUUACGUUAGUGAUAAGCGGAAGCUCUGUUUUAUAUUUGAUUCUUACCUUACUGAUAACCGCUCGCUCUGUUUUGUAUUUGAUUGUUACGUUAGUCAUAAGCGCAAGUUCUGUUUUGUAUUUGAUUGUUACGUUAGUGAUAAGCACAAGGUCUGUUUUGUAUUCGAUUGUUACGUUAGUGAUAAGCGCAAACUCUGUUUUGUAUUUGAUUGUUACGUUAGUAAUAAGCGCACGCUCUGUUUUGUAUUUGAUUGUUACGUUAGUGAUAAGCGCAAGCUCUGUUUUGUAUUCGAUUGUUGCGUUAGUGAUAAGCGCAACCUGCUUUGUAUCCGAUUGUUACGUUAUUGAUAAGCCCAAGCUUGUUUUGUAUUCGAUUGUUACGUUAGUGAUAAGCGCACGCUCUGUUUUGUAUUUGAUUGUUACGUUAGUGGUAAGCGCACGCUCUGUUUUGUAUUCGAUUGUUACGUUAGUGAUAAGCGCAAGCUCUGUUUUAUAUUUGAUUCUUACCUUACUGAUAAGCGCACGCUCUGUUAUGUAUUUG
Messenger RNA from Porites lobata, 5342 nucleotides. The record is from the annotation of a GenBank genome assembly. NCBI's taxonomy places the organism in Eukaryota, Metazoa, Cnidaria, Anthozoa, Scleractinia, Poritidae.